Messenger RNA from Leucoraja erinaceus (little skate), 2762 nucleotides. RefSeq lists its product as uncharacterized. The record is from RefSeq and is a predicted model, not a curated record. NCBI's taxonomy places the organism in Eukaryota, Metazoa, Chordata, Chondrichthyes, Rajiformes, Rajidae. The coding region runs from base 220 to 1344 and encodes 374 amino acids. The transcript is spliced from 9 exons.
UGUAGUCAGUGAUACGGUGCUGCCCUGCAGGGCCAAUCAAUUACUUCCAAUCUUCUCUGAGCACUGAUUGUGAUCCACAGGUUCACUGCAAAAUGUAUUAACAUCUGUGAUGAUUUGUUUCUUGUAGUUUACUCAGUAUUCAAUCAAGAGGAAUCGACCGGAGUAACAUAUGUUUCUGCCAUCCGUUUAUCCAAUGUUACGUUGGUGGGCUACACUGGCAUGCAGCUUGAAUCUGGAACCACAAUCACCUGGUCAGUUCUACAUCCUUCUGUACACAGUGUCAUUUUGGUUCACACCUUUGGGACAACCGACGUCCACUAUGGUGACUUCUACCAGCUCCGUGUCCUGUACAACAUGACUACUGCAUCUCUCCAGUUGCUAAAUGCAGAUCUGGCAGACAGUGGGAUUUAUGAGACUCUCAUAUCGUACCCUGGCUUGGAUGGAAAGAAAAGUCACUAUCACAGCAUUCUUUACAUUCAGGAAAUGUUGAAAGUGCCUCUGAUAAUCCAAACUCGAAUUGACAUUAAUCAGAUUAUACGUCUGAAAUGUAUUGUGAAAAAUGGGGAAACAGACACAAUUUUAUGGUUGAAAAGCGGCGUAGCUCUGCGUAACAGCAAGGUUUAUAAAAUAUCACCCAGCAACAGAACAGUGAGUUUUAGCAGUGCUCGUGUCGCUAACUGUGAAACAUACACUUGUGUCAUCAAAAACAAGAUCAGCGAGAACCACAGAUCCCAUGUACUUCUAAUUGAGGGAUUGAUGGAUCUCCACCAAUAUUCGUUCGUGUUGUCUGUUCUGUCGCUGGUCAGCACAAUAACAACCUUUUGUGCAUCGGCCUUCAUCAUCUUUUAUGCUCUGGGUGCUUACCGAGUUCACAAGCGACAUGUACAGCUGACAGCUCUCUUCGUCUUGUUCCAGCUCAUCUCCUUCGUCUUCUUACUUGUGGCGUCACUCUUCUGUCUGGUUGAUCCAAACUUUUCCACCAUGUACAAAGUUCUCGAAGGCUUGAUAUUUGUCACUGUGUUAACAAUGAUUGUAUAUGUUCUCCUGAUAUACCUCCAACCUGAAAACCAACUCAAAAGAUCGUUUUUGUUAAAGAGAUAUCAGCGCAACAUCUUUCUGGUGUAUGAAAUCUGUGCCAUUUUCCUUUCAUCCAUACCACUCUACCAGGGACAACGUUCCCUUAAGAAUUGUGGACAGUCAGAAGAGGAUGUUGUGGGGGUGGCAGCCACCACCCUGGUGAUUUACCUUUAUGUUGUCGGUGUGCCAUUCCUCAUCUUCGUCAAGUACAUGAGGUCGUGGAGGAUUGUUCGCAGACUCAGUAGAGUACCAUCACGUUUAAACUGAAAAGCUCAGAGGCAGAAAUGUUGAUCCCAGGGCAAAGUACCACGUUUGUGUUCUAAAGUCACGGGGAUUGUAGGCAUCCGGAUUACCAUCACACAAACCCAACAACUCUGGUGAGAUAAUAAAAUGGUGGUGAAUUCAGAAUAAUCACGGACAGACUUUGUCACAUAGAAACAUAGAAACAUAGAAAAUAGGUGCAGGAGUAGAGGCCAUUCGGCCCUUCGAGCCUGCACCAUUCGCCAUUCAAUAUGAUCAUGGCUGAUCAUCCAACUCAGUAUCCCGUACCUGCCUUCUCUCCAUACCCCCGAUCCCUUUAGCUACAAGGGCCACAUCUAACUCCCUCUUAAAUAUAGCCAAUGAACUGUGGCCUCGACUACCCUCUGUGGCAGAGAGUUCCAGAGGUUCACCACUCUCUGUGUGAAAAAAGUUCUUCUCAUCUCAGUUUUAAAGGAUUUCCCCCUUAUCCUUAAGCUGUGACCCCUUGUCCUGGACUUCCCCAACACCGGGAACAAUCUUCCUGCAUCUAGCCUGUCCAACCCCUUAAGAAUUUUGUAAGUUUCUAUAAGAUCCCCUCUCAAUCUCUUAAAUUCUAGAGAGUAUAAACCAAGUCUAUCCAUCUUUCUUCAUAAGACAGUCCUGACAUCCCAGGAAUCAGUCCGGUGAACCUUCUCUGCACUCCCUCUAUGGCAAUAAUGUCCUUCCUCAGAUUUGGAGACCAAAACUGUAUGCAAUACUCCAGGUGUGGUCUCACCAAGACCCUGUACAACUGCAGUAGAACCUCCCUGCUCCUAUACUCAAAUCCUUUUGCUAUGAAAGCUAACAUACCAUUUGCUUUCUUUACUGCCUGCUGCACCUGCAUGCCUACCUUCAAUGACUGGUGUACCAUGACACCCAGGUCUCGCUGCAUCUCCCCCUUUCCUAGUCGGCCACCAUUUAGAUAAUAGUCUGCUUUCCUGUUUUUGCCACCAAAAUGGAUACACAAAGGACAGCCCAGAGGCUAGCAGAAGAUUUAAUAGGACAGACUCAGCGUGAUUAGUAUAUGGAAUGAGGGGGCAAAGGUUGAGGCAGGUACAAUAACAAUUUCAAAAACACUUGGACAGGUUCAUAAGUCACGGUGGCGCAGCGGUAGAGUUGCUGCCUUACAGCAUAAUGCAGCGCCAGAGACCCAGGUUCGAUCCCGGCUACGGGUGCUGUCUGUAUGGAGUUUGUACGUUCUCCCUGUGAUCGGUGUGGGUUUUCUCCGAGAUCUUCGGUUUCCUCCCACACUCCAAAGACCCACAGGUUUGUAGAUUAUGUAAAAAUUGUCCAGUAUAAAAAAUGGUCCAACUUCCAGUGCUGAGUGAUGCUCUACCUAGAGCUUUUCAGCGAACUACAUCCAGAUCCAGAUACAUAGGAAGUGAUCAGAGGGAUAUGGGCUAAAU